Aspergillus affinis is the source of this 1290-nucleotide messenger RNA. RefSeq lists its product as uncharacterized. The record is from RefSeq and is a predicted model, not a curated record. Gene Ontology annotation, molecular function: oxidoreductase activity, acting on the CH-OH group of donors, NAD or NADP as acceptor. Bases 1 to 1290 code for a protein of 429 amino acids. The transcript is spliced from 6 exons. Lineage: Eukaryota; Fungi; Ascomycota; Eurotiomycetes; Eurotiales; Aspergillaceae.
AUGGGCAGACAUAUCGCAAAUUUCCUCAAGGGAGAAGAAGAGGCCGAUCCAACUAUAACGGAGGAACUGGAAAGGCAGUUGACCCGCAUCUAUACUGAGAAAGAAAAAGAGCCUGAUAGAAAAAUACCAUUCAGCGACCUCACAAUGAAACAACUGGCCAGUCAUAUGGGCGUCGUUCCUGGCAACCAAGACUUUGACUGGCAGGUAUUAGAGAAACUAAUCGGAACAAUAGCACGAUUUCUUGCGAUGUGGGAAGAGCAUACAGAUGGCUCCACGCUCAACGAGACUCGAUGCCGUUCACGGCUCGAUUUGAUUCUCAUUAUCUUUCUAGAUGAAGUGAAGCAAUGCAGGUCGAUUGGCUCCCAGGACUUGAAGAUUCAACACGAAACGCCUUUGUCCGGUAUAACUCCCGACAAAGCGCUUGGAGUUUCCGGUUAUGCGGAUUAUACAUUGUGGUUCAAAAACCACGACGAUGCAAUUACGCACGUCAUAGUUAUCGAGGCAAAGAAACAGAGUGAGUUUUCGCGCGGUAUUCCCCAACUCUUGGGAUACAUGUCCUCGCACAUCUUAUCUAUUAUGAUUGAACGCGGAUAUGCCGUUACUGCCACCGUGCGCUCUCAAGGCAAUGCGGACGACAUAAUCAAAACACAUCCCUCAUGGAAGGACAAGAUUCAAUUUGCGAUUGUGGCCGACUUCACGUCCACAAAGCCAUUCGAUGAUCUUUCCAAAAUACAAAGACCCCUUUUAACUAUAACAACGGAGAUUCUCAAAGCCGCCCAUCACUACGGCGGCGCGGCAUUGAAGCGCUUCGUCCUGCUAGGUAGCGAAGUCUCUGUUCACAACUCUUUCGAAGACAUGUCUCGAGAAGGGAAGUCGUAUACCGAGAAGGAUUGGAGCCCGGUAGGCACUUAUUGCCAUUCGUUUUCGUCUCUUAGUUCUCCCAGCUCACAGGCCACCAGGUCACAGCCAAACAAGCUAUCGAGCGAAAGGACACUGUGCUCGGAUAUAACGUAUCCGAGAUCCGUGCGGAAGCCGCAGCCCGGGUGGGAAUUCAUCAAACAAAACACGCCGUCCUUCGACCUGGUCGUAAUUAACCCAGAUAUCAUCAUCGGACCAAUGAUCCAUCCGAUCUCGGGGCCCAGGUCAAUCAUCGAGACCAACCAGUUCGCUAUCGUGAGCUUUAUCGACGGAACAUAUAAGCAGAUCGAAGGGGUCGCGUUUCCGUUCUAUCAUUUUGUCGAUGUCCGAGACGUCGCGCGCAGCCAUGUCGACGCACUUAAAAACUCAUAG